This is a messenger RNA of Sclerotinia sclerotiorum 1980 UF-70, 330 nucleotides long. RefSeq lists its product as hypothetical. The record is from RefSeq and is a predicted model, not a curated record. Lineage: Eukaryota; Fungi; Ascomycota; Leotiomycetes; Helotiales; Sclerotiniaceae. The transcript has a single exon. The coding region runs from base 1 to 330 and encodes 109 amino acids.
AUGGCUUCACCAAGCAAAGCGGAACAGCUAGAGCCUACACUGGAGCUUCCAACGACGGGCAGCGAAUCCGCUGUGAAAGACUCUUCAGGCAGUGAGAUAGAUGAGAAGGAGAUAAAGAAGUGGUAUUUGAACACAUACGAACGUGGCUCGAAAAGUCCUAUGGAGGAGUCUCUCACAGCACAUUGGGAUCUCCCAGUCAGCGAUACAGAUGUGAAAAAGAUGAAAAUCGGGCUUAGAUCUCGUAACACGGACGACAGGUGGGUCAUGCUGAUGGAAGAUCCGGAUGAAAAUGGUAACAUAUCUCUCUACAUCCUUCGAAACUGGUUAUAG